Vombatus ursinus (common wombat) is the source of this 2094-nucleotide messenger RNA. Its product is annotated as major histocompatibility complex class I-related gene protein-like. NCBI's taxonomy places the organism in Eukaryota, Metazoa, Chordata, Mammalia, Diprotodontia, Vombatidae. The transcript has 6 exons. Gene Ontology annotation, cellular component: external side of plasma membrane. The coding region runs from base 82 to 1188 and encodes 368 amino acids. The record is from RefSeq and is a predicted model, not a curated record. Gene Ontology annotation, biological process: immune response.
UUAGGCAGAGGGAGCUUAUGGACUGGUAAUUUUCCUAAGUGGGGUGAUUCAGAGGCCUCUAACAGAUAUAUACAGAGCAGCAUGAUGAGCUGGAGAAAGGAGAGAGGAUUGUUCUCAUCCUGGCUACUUAUUGUGGUGCUGUUUGCUCUGAGGGAGAUCCAGACAGCUCACCACAAACAUGAGGCGAAACAUACUGCAGUGGGCACAUCCCGAACUCUUUUGGACCUCAUUAGUGUUGGCCUCAUUGAUGACAUUCAGUGGGCUUCCUACUACAAAUCAAACCAUCAGAUUACUGUGAAGGCAGCCUGGAUUGCUGAGGCUGUGGGAACAAACUUAAUUGAGGAGAUGAGACGUUUGAUGCAGAACCACGAGGGAGAUUUCCAGUUUGUCCUCCAUUACCUGACAAGAAAUGACACCAAGACUGAGAGGAAUCACACAUUACAGAUUCAUUGCAAUUGUGAAUUAGAUGGCGAUAUCCAGUUGGGCAGCCUUGUGAAGUAUGGCUUGGAUGGAGAAGAUUUGAUCCAGAUAGACAUGCUAGAAGGACAAUGGGUGGUUCUGAAUCCUAGUGCUCAUAUCUUCAAAUCAAUUUUGGAAAGUGCUUUCUGGACUGAAGUGAGAAAACGUUACAAUCAGAGAUACUGUGUUGGAGCCAUGCAGAAAAUCCUUCAGAAUUCAAGCAUGAAAGAGAAUCUACCACCCGAGGUGUACGUGUCCCGCCGAGAUUUUCCCAAUGGCACUAUCAGCUUCUCCUGCACAGCCACAGGUUUCUACCCACCAUCCAUCCUGCUGCACUGGAAGAAGGGUACUGAUGGUGCUAUAUGGGGAAAAGAGAGCUCCAGCGGCACCCUGCCUAAUUCUGAUGACACCUUCUAUCUCCGAAUCUCCCUGGAGAUACUGCCAGGAGACACAGGGACAGGUUAUGCUUGUGUGGUAGAUCACAGUCAGCUGGAGACACCAGCUGAGUACCCUGUUCCUGAGAAGCCCCCCCAAUGGAAUUUGUGGCCUGUUGCCCUGAGCAUCGUUCUAGCAGCCAUCCUGGUGAUUAGCUGUUUUGUGGUCUUCACCAAAUGGAAGAGGAGAAAGUCAGGCCUGGAGGGCUAUGUUGAAUAUGAAGAGGUAUAUAUCCUGAGUGGAGAGCACACUGGCUCGGGAGUCAGAGGAUCUGCAUCGAAAUCUCACCUUUGACACACGAUACCUGUGGGACCUGGGGCAAGUCAUUUAAUGUCCCUCCACCUCAGGUUCCUCUCUUAUGAAAUGAGAAGUUUGGACUAGAGGGCCUUUGCGGUCCCAUCCAGCCUUCCAUCAAGGAUCCUCUUCUUGUCCCCUCAGUAGUCCAUGUAGAGAAGCUGGGAGAAGGUCCUCCCUCUGUUCAGCAAGUUGCGUAGAGCACAGAAAGCCUCUCCUCUGGACCUCCAAGAGUUCUCCCUUUGUUUCUUCUGGGAGAGGAUUUCCCGUCCCCAAUGUCAUUAGUGGCCCUUGCACAUGGCAGUGCAAACAUGUGCUUGCCGUGUCCAUGAGCCUGAACAUGGACAUCAAGUUGCUGGCUGCCUCUUCUGUGUUGUGUGGCUGUCCCUGAGCACAGGCUACCCAACAGUGAAGCUCAAACAAGGACAUCGCCCGCUUUGGCACCUCCUUGUGAGUCUCAGCAUUUCCAGGUUGGCUGCUAGUUGCUUGGCAGGAGAUGAUUUUGACAGCAGCUUCUCAGAGCACAAAGGUUGGCAUCAUGCCAACCCUCUGCCACACAAGUACUGAGCCUAUUUUUCAUCCUCACUAUGACCAAUCCCUCUACCUCUAAGUUCUUUGUCAGGCCUCCCCUUCUACCCUGGCUUCACUCUGUUCCCUUCCCCAUCUUGACCAUUUGGCGAACCAGUCCAGCUCUAUGAUGCCCUUUCCUGUUAUGGCCCUUGCCCCCUUGCCCUACCAUUGCUCAUGCCCUGCUAAGUAUCAGUCUUAGAUCACUCCCAUCUUCCAUUGUCUUCACUCUUACUCACAUGAUAUUGAACAAAGCUGGAGAUAAUCAUGAAAUUGCUGUCUGGGUCCACGAUAAAUAUCAAUUACGCAAUCUCAACUGAACCAUCACUACAGCAAGGC